Cuscuta europaea is the source of this 1397-nucleotide messenger RNA. The record is from the annotation of a GenBank genome assembly. Lineage: Eukaryota; Viridiplantae; Streptophyta; Magnoliopsida; Solanales; Convolvulaceae.
AUACGUACUCAAUUUUGGAAGAUAUGUAGAAAAGGUCGGCCAGGCCAGGGUACUCCAUGCAUCUAUAUAUUUGAGCCAUUGAAUUGAUUAUAUCUAUGAUAUUGUAGCUAGCGGUGGGUAGAAAAAGAAAGGAAAGGCCAGGAAUGGCGUACCGGCCCGCCAUUAUAUGUAUAUAUGUGUGAAUGGACGAAUGAAAUGGGGUGGGAAUAAAGCUAGCUCGCGAAUUGAAGAUGGGAAAGAGGGUUGAAGAAAUGCGAUUGAUAGGAGGGUUGAUAGGGGUGCAAUUUCUGUAUGCAGGAAACUCGGUGGUGCUCAGCUACCUCAUGCUUUUAGGCUUCCACCCCUCCUCUCUCAUCAUCCUCUCCACCUUUGCCACUUUUCUGGUUCUUGCUCCCCUCUCCUUCCUUCUUGAAAGCCACCAAUGGCCUCAACGGCUGCCUAUCAAACUAUGGAUUCAACUUAUAUUGAUCUCUUUUGGGGGGGUGACAUUGUUCCAAUCUCUGCAAAUGAAGGGUAUCCAUCUCACCUCACCAGCAAUUGCCACGGCCAUGCCCAAUCUCGCCCCGGGUCUUAUCUUUUUCAUCGCAUGGGCUUUCAGGUUAGAGAAGGUGAAGCUCAGUAGCAAGUAUAGCAGAGCCAAAAUUGUGGGAACAAUAUUUUGUGUUAUGGGUGCUGCACUGAUGAGCUUUAUGCAAGGAAGCUCCCACACCCACACAUCAUCAUCAAGCUCGUGUCACCUUGAUAAGAUCACAGGUUCCGUCUAUCUACUCACUGGCGUUUUCACCCUAUCAAGUGUCAUUGUUUUGCAGGCUGCAACAUUGGGAGAUUUUCCUUCACCGAUCACUAUAUCUGCAAUAACAUCACUGAUGGGCAUGGUUUUCACAAUAAUAGUCCAGUUGAUUCAAGACCACAAAUUAGAGAUCGGUUUGUCUAACACAAACAUCCAAAAUCUUCUGGGUUACUCUUUACUGGCAGGGUGCAUAAGUGGGGCCUCAACAAGCUUCAAUGCAUGGGCAAUGAAGAAAAGAGGGCCAGUAAUGGUGGCUGUUUUCGGUCCGGUUGGAACUGUCAUUUCCAUUAUACUCUCUGUGAUCACUUUAGGAGACUCCAUUACUCUAGGAAGCCUUGCAGGCAUGUUCCUCAUGUUCACCGGCCUCUACUUUGUUCUUUGGGCUAAAGGAAAUGAGGUUUUUGAUAAUUAUCCUAAUGAGUACGACGUGGAGAAACCGCUCUUAUCCUGAUCGAUAUUAGUAUAUGUAAAAGUACGUGAGUUAUACGUACGUACGUAGUAUUUUUUGUGAUUAUUUAAUUAGCGAAUGUGUAUAUAUACUACUACUCCGUAUUAACUAUAUAUGAUGUAUGUUAACAGUAAGAACAAGUAGCGUAAUAUACUUAUA